Molecule: messenger RNA, 861 nt
Organism: Agelaius phoeniceus (red-winged blackbird)
Lineage: Eukaryota; Metazoa; Chordata; Aves; Passeriformes; Icteridae
Source: RefSeq, a predicted model, not a curated record
AUGUGUGGGACGGGGGAGAACGGGGGUCGUACCCCACUGUGGGGCCGCACCCGGAGCCACUCUGGGGCCGGGGAUGGCGGCGUGCACCGCGAGCCCGGGGGGAUCACUGGGGAAGGCGCUGAGGGUCGCCCCCCGGAGCCCCCCGACCCGCCCCAAACACGGCACGGCCGCGGCCCCCCGCAGCCGUCUGCCCGCGAUAAGGCCGUGGCCGAGCUUGCCUGCCCCCAGCCCGUGGGGCUCGGCCGUCUCAACACCACCUCAUGUCCCCAGAUCCCCCUGCCCGAGGCUGCCUGGCAGCCCCCAUCGCACAGGACGUGCCAGCAGAGCUCCCAGUGCCCCCGUGGGAAGGGGAAGCCCCCCACGCUGGCCCCCGCUCGCCCCUCGCCUGCCCCCGGCGCUGGGAACGGCCCCGGCCCCUUCCGGCCCCCCCGGCCCCGGGCCGGAGGCAGCUGUGCCGGGGCGCCCUGCCAAGGCACCGAAGCCUCGACGCCUUCCCCCCCAUCCCGGCCGCCCCCGCGGCGCCCCGGGGAGCUGCGACCCCCCGAGCUCACCCUGCCACCCCGCCAGCACCCCCAGCACCCCCUGCCCCCUGACUUUGGGGGUGCCGUGCCAAAGGGAGGGGUCCAGCAGAGCCUGGAGACCCCCGUGGUGUCUGUUCCCCGGCCAGCUGUGGGAAGUGGCCCCCCCUGCACAGGAAAUCCCUCCUCAUGGACAGGGCUGCCCCCGGCGGGACCCCCUCCUGCUGCCGGGGUGUCCCCCCCGCUGCCGGGGCCCCUCGCCGGCUGGGCAGCGCUGCUCGCCCGCCUAAUCCCGGCCCCGGCACGGGCGGAUUUGCUGCGCCCCGGCCCCAUGAAUGAUUAA